This is a messenger RNA of Poeciliopsis prolifica (blackstripe livebearer), 5897 nucleotides long. Its product is annotated as phospholipid-transporting ATPase IH-like. The coding region runs from base 525 to 4205 and encodes 1226 amino acids. The record is from RefSeq and is a predicted model, not a curated record. The transcript is spliced from 28 exons. Gene Ontology annotation, biological process: phospholipid translocation. Gene Ontology annotation, cellular component: endoplasmic reticulum; recycling endosome; trans-Golgi network. NCBI's taxonomy places the organism in Eukaryota, Metazoa, Chordata, Actinopteri, Cyprinodontiformes, Poeciliidae. Gene Ontology annotation, molecular function: ATP hydrolysis activity; ATP binding; ATPase-coupled intramembrane lipid carrier activity.
AGCGCCACACAGAGAGGGCCACGGUUCUUACUACGGAGAGAAAGAGAGAGAGAGAGAGAGAGAGAGAGAGAGAGAGAGAGAGAGAGAGAGAGAGACACUCGGUCUCCGCCAAGACGCAUCUGUUUCAGGGUUAAGCGCUUUAUCAAACCCUGGAGCCACAACAGUACGAACCGGAGGUUCGACACCAGACGAGCGGAGGAAAGAAAUCCUGCCGAAAUGUGGCGGGCGACGCUGGAGUAACGGUUUUGGAGUAAGGCUAGAGGAGGUGAGGGGGGGGAGCUGCGUGGGUCUUCCAGGGAUGCCAUGAAAAUCACAGGAGUGGAGUGACUCGGGAGAGAGAGAGACCGCCGACCCUCGCUACGAUCACAGACAAGCGCUGGUGGCGGUGGUGGCAGAGAGGGCGAGAGAUGGAUCCUGCUGGAAACAGCCGCUUUUCUAGGUAGCGCUUACGAAGAUCCAGGGAGAGCUGACCCGUCUCUGUCGCGCAGUUUGCAGCCUCCGCCGCCGGGGAGCUGUCUCAAAGGAUGGAUUUCAGCCUGCUCCGGAACAUCAUCAGCAGAUACUGUGCAGGAGAGGAGAACUGGGUGGACAGCCGGACGGUGUAUAUCGGCCAUAAAGAACCGCCUCCGGGAGCUGAGGCCUACAUCCCUCAGCGUUAUCCCGACAACCGCAUCGUCUCCUCUAAGUACACCUUCUGGAACUUCAUUCCCAAGAACCUGUUUGAGCAAUUCAGAAGAAUCGCUAACUUCUACUUCUUGGUCAUAUUUUUGGUCCAGCUUAUCAUCGACACCCCCACCAGCCCAGUCACCAGCGGCCUGCCCCUCUUCUUUGUUAUCACCGUCACCGCCAUAAAACAGGGCUAUGAAGAUUGGCUCAGACACAAAGCUGACUGCUCCAUAAACGAGUGUCCGGUGGACGUGGUGCAGCAGGAGAAGGUGGUGAGGACGCAGAGCCACAAACUACGGGUGGGCGACAUCGUCAUGGUGAGAGAGGACGAGACUUUCCCCUGCGACCUCAUCUUUCUCUCCUCCAGCCGGGACGACGGCACCUGCUACGUCACCACCACCAGCCUCGACGGGGAGUCGAGUCACAAGACCUAUUACGCUGUACCAGAUACCAUGGCCUUUAAAACGGAGCAGGAGGUGGAUUCAUUACAUGCCACUAUUGAAUGUGAACAACCGCAGCCUGACCUCUACAAAUUUGUGGGACGCAUUAACAUUUACAAGGACAAAGAGGAGCCUGUGUCCAGAACACUAGGAGCUGAGAAUUUACUUCUUAGAGGAGCCACGCUGAAGAACACACAACAUAUUUAUGCUGUUGCAGUCUACACUGGCAUGGAGACCAAGAUGGCGCUUAAUUACCAGUCUAAAUCUCAGAAGCGCUCUGCUGUUGAGAAGUCGAUGAACGCCUUCCUCAUCGUGUACUUGUGCAUCUUGAUCAGUAAAGCUGUGAUCAACACUGUCCUGAAGUACGCCUGGCAAUGGUCGCCUGACCGGGACGAACCCUGGUACAACCACAGGACUGAGAACGAGCGCCAGCGCCAUGUGGUCAUCCGAGCCUUUACAGACUUCCUGGCCUUCAUGGUUCUGUUUAACUACAUCAUCCCGGUGUCCAUGUAUGUCACUGUAGAGAUGCAGAAGUUUCUCGGGUCAUAUUUCAUUACUUGGGAUGAGGAAAUGUUUGAUGAAGAGCUGGGGCUGGGAGCCCAGGUGAACACCUCCGACCUGAACGAAGAGCUGGGACAGGUGGAGUAUGUGUUUACUGAUAAGACCGGCACUCUGACUGAGAACAACAUGGAGUUUAUUGAAUGCUGCGUGGAUGGCAAUGUCUACAUCCCACAUGCCAUCUGCAAUGGUCAGAUCCUCAGUGCAGCCUCGAGUAUAGACAUGAUCGACUCCUCACCUGGAGGGUACAGGAGAGAGUACGAGGAUCUAUUUUUCCGGGCGCUGUGUCUCUGCCACACGGUGCAGGUGAAGGAGGAGGAGACGGUGGACGGCAUCAAAAGAGGCAUCCAUCAGGGCAGGCCCACUUCCUUUUACAUUUCCUCAUCUCCAGACGAAGUAGCUUUGGUGGAAGGAAUGAAAAGGCUGGGUUACACCUAUCUGCGACUCAAGGACAACUAUAUGGAGAUCCUCAACAAAGACGACGAGAUCGAAAGGUUUGAACUGCUCCAUGUGCUGAACUUCGACUCUGUCAGGAGGAGAAUGAGCGUCAUAGUAAAGUCCAUCUCAGGAGAGUACCUGAUGUUCUGUAAAGGUGCAGACUCAUCUAUUUUUCCUCGCGUAGUGUCUGGAAAGGUGGAGCAAGUCAAAGCCCACGUGGAGCAGAACGCUGUAGAGGGGCUGCGGACUUUGUGUGUCGCCUACCGAAGGCUGUCAGAGUCGGAGUACCAGGAAGCGUGUCAUUACCUGACUGAAGCCAAGCUGGCCCUGCAGGACAGGGAGCAGAGGCUGGCUCAGGCCUAUGACGUCAUUGAGAGGGAUUUUGUCCUCCUGGGUGCUACAGCAGUGGAGGACAGGCUGCAGGAGAAAGCUGCGGACACCAUCGAGUCGCUGCACAAGGCCGGCAUCAAAGUCUGGGUCCUCACAGGGGACAAGAUGGAGACGGCCGCCGCCACAUGUUAUGCCAGCAAGCUUUUCCGUCGCAGCACCCAGAUUCUGGAGCUGACCAAGAAGCGCACCAAAGAGCAGAGCCUGCACGACGUUCUGUUUGAGCUGAACAGGACUGUUCUUCGGCAGCGCUCCAUAUCUGGGUAUGGAAGUCAGUUGUUCCCUGCUCCAAAUCUGGUUAAGUUUAUUGUGUUGACAGAUCUCCUUGAUAAACAUUAUUCAAUUUCUGAUUACAGGUUGUCAGUGGACUGCCUUGAUUUUGGCCUGAUUAUCGAUGGGGCAACACUUUCUGCAGUACUAAAACCCAGCCAAGAGGUGUCUGGCCAUGGAAACUACAGAGAGAUCUUUCUUGAAAUCUGUCGCAACUGUAGCGCUGUUCUCUGCUGUCGCAUGGCACCGCUGCAGAAAGCUCAGAUUGUGAAGCUAAUUAAAUCCUCCAAGGAACAUCCUAUAACACUCGCUGUUGGAGAUGGAGCCAACGAUGUCAGCAUGAUCUUAGAAGCACAUGUUGGCAUUGGCAUCAUGGGUAAAGAAGGCCGACAGGCAGCCAGAAACAGUGAUUAUGCCAUCCCAAAAUUUAAACACCUGAAGAAGAUGCUUCUGGUCCACGGCCACUACUACUAUAUCCGAAUCGCUGAGCUUGUUCAGUACUUCUUUUACAAGAAUGUGUGCUUCAUCUUCCCUCAGUUCCUGUAUCAGUUCUUCUGUGGGUUCUCACAGCAGCCCCUGUACGACACGGCAUAUUUAACGCUGUACAACAUCAGCUUCACCUCCCUCCCCAUCCUCCUGUACAGCCUGGUCGAGCAGCACGUGACCAUCGACACACUGAAGAGGGAACCCUCUCUGUAUAGGGACAUCGCAAAGAACUCCCUCCUCCGUUGGCCCGUCUUCCUGUACUGGACGUGCCUGGGUGUGUUUGACGCGGUCAUCUUCUUCUUUGGUGCCUACUUCCUGUUCGACAACACCACCUUCACCAGCAAUGGCCAGAUGUUCGGAAACUGGACAUUUGGGACUCUCGUCUUUACUGUCCUUGUUUUCACCGUAACGCUCAAGCUUGCCUUGGACACGCGUCACUGGACUUGGAUAAACCACUUCGUAAUCUGGGGUUCGCUGCUUUUCUACGUCAUUUUCUCUCUUCUCUGGGGCGGCAUCAUUUGGCCCUUCCUGAACUACCAGAGGAUGUACUACGUGUUUAUGCAGAUGUUGUCCAGUGGUCCAGCGUGGCUCAGCAUCAUCCUCCUUAUUACCGUCAGCCUGCUGCCGGAUGUCAUCAAGAAAGUCCUCUGUAGGGCUAUUUGUCCAACAGCUACUGAGCGAGCACAGGUCAGCGAGAAGCUGCUGCCUGGCAGCAUGGCUGAGGUGACUCCUCUGUCCUUUCGUCGAUCCUACAAAGGCAGGAGCACAGACUCCCCCCUCCUCCACCUCGGUGCUGCAGAAACGCUGUCCCUCCGCAGCUCCAGUCCUCUUCCCCAGAAACUCCUGGCUCACCUGGCAGAGGGAGGAGGGUCCGACCUGACCUCUCUUAGCCCCUACAUGCUUCGUCUGUCAGGGGCGGGGUUUGCUUACUACGCUCCAGGACCGGAGACCCCUGUGUGAAAAAACCGCCAGCUCCAUCUGAAGAUGCGUCGUUAAGCUCUCCAUUGCAAGAAUAUAAAGAAUUUAUUGAACACCCCUCAAAAUCAUGGACGCUCCAUGUUCAUUAUGUGCAUUUUCUGGGGUCCACCUGAGUGGACCACCAUUGUCAUUGCAGUGCCCUGACUCUUUCUGUCAAAGUUCCCUGGCAAACUCCCAGUCAGAACAGUCGGAGAACUCAAAGGGAGCCUUGUUUGUUUUUUGCUAUUUUUUUGUGAACUCAUCCCCAUUUUUACUCUCGUCAUUGCUCUUCCUUCACUUUUAUGUCAUUUUCUAUUUUAUUUUGUAAAUCUUUGUUUAAAAAAAUUGUUGUUCAUGGACACUCUGUGGUCUGGCCAAGUAAGGCGGAAGCAGUCUUGCUCAGCCCUUUAGGUAUGCGUGCGUAUGCAUGUGCUCUAUAAGUACGCAUGUAAUUGCCUGUUUUUUUGUAUGUUUGUACGUGACACACACCUUUACACCUUUGCCUUACAGGUACGCAGCAGAAGUGGGAGCUAAAGGAGCAAGGCGUGAAAAGGAAUUGUUGUUUUACAAAGCCUUACACAGACUCACACAUGUUCAUUAGAUUUGCAGUGCCUUACAAAACUAUUCAAACCUCUUAGACUUUUUCACGUUCUGUCUUGUUGCAGCCACAAACUUUAAGUUUGGAGGGCUUCGUGUGACAAAGCAACACAAAGUAGGAAAUAAACUAAGGAGAGAGCAUUAAUCAGGAAAAGCAUCAAAGAGGUUCCUCUGCAGCUCCUCCAAAGGAGGAGCUGCAGAGGUCCACAGCUUAGGAGUGAGAUUCUGUUAAAUGGAAAACUGAAGAGGUUUGUAGCUGUUAUUACAUAAAAGGUGAACAGCGAACAAAUAUCCACUCCAUACUUUUAUUAUGUUUAUUUAUUAAAAACCAUGUAUAAGUUCCCUUCCUCUUAUUCGCCACUUUGUGUUGGUCUGCCACACGAGAUUCCAAUAAGACGUUGCAGUCUGCAGUUGCAUUCUGACGGAGUAUUAUGACAAAGUUUAAGGGUUAUGAAUGUUUUUGAAAGGCACUGUAAAGGAGAGCUGGAGCGACCUUAGAGGAAAGUGCAGUAUUUUAGCCACCCUGCCUUAAUUCAUGGACACCAUUUUCAGUCGGUCAAAUAAAACACACUUAUGAAAGUACAAGGAUAUUCACAGGGAUUACAUGUCUGUUACAGCGUCUGUUAUCCCCCUGUCUUCUUUCUACCCUCCUAAUUGUGUCAACCUUUGUCUCAUUUAUCUGUCAGCGUAGCAUGUUGAAUUGUCUCUGCAUGCUGUGCUACUCUUCUGUGUUAUCACGGCUUGUUGCAGACAUGGUCAUCACAAAACAUAUCAAGUUAUUUUUGUUUCCUUCCUGAUCAGCGAGCAUGCCCUCUGCUGCCACCGUGUGGCCGCUUGAGGUACUAGUCUGGAAAAGAUGGGGUACUGAUUUAUGAAUGUUGCUAUCCCUCGCUGUUGCAAUGUGCUUGUGUAUUUGCUGCCACGAUAUGUGUCAUGAAAAUGCUAAUGUCAGAAUGCUAAUAUUAGGUAGGUGUGUUACUAGGGGUUGUCUCUGUGUUGCAUCAACUCCUACGUUUUUGUUUUUCUUUUCUGUAAUGCUCUCUAAAACUAUUGAUGUCAGUGUUAUAUGUAUGGAUGUAAAUGACAAAGAUUUUGCUA